Molecule: messenger RNA, 921 nt
Organism: Talpa occidentalis (Iberian mole)
Lineage: Eukaryota; Metazoa; Chordata; Mammalia; Eulipotyphla; Talpidae
Product: olfactory receptor 5AC1-like
Exons: 1
Coding region: 1-921 (306 amino acids)
Biological process (GO): G protein-coupled receptor signaling pathway; sensory perception of smell
Cellular component (GO): membrane
Molecular function (GO): olfactory receptor activity; odorant binding; G protein-coupled receptor activity
Source: RefSeq, a predicted model, not a curated record
AUGGCAGAAGAAAAUAAGACACAAGUAACUGAAUUUGUUCUCACAGGACUUACAGAUAGUCCAGAGCUCCAUGUGCCCCUGUUCCUGGUGUUCCUGGUCAUUUACCUCAUCACCAUGGUGGGCAACCUUGGACUGAUUUAUCUCAUCUGGAAGGACCCCCAUCUUCACACCCCCAUGUACUUAUUCCUUGGCAGUUUAGCCCUUGCAGAUGCUUGUUCGUCCUCCUCUGUGACUCCCAAGAUGCUUAUGAAUUUUCUAUCUAAGAAUCAUAUGAUAUCUCUCUAUGACUGUAUGGCCCAGUUUUAUUUUUUUGGAUCCAGUGCAACCACAGAAUGUUUCCUCUUGGUGGUGAUGGCCUAUGAUCGCUACGUAGCCAUAUGUAAUCCUUUGCUUUAUCCAGUGGUGAUGUCCCAUAAACUCUGUAUUCAGUUUAUAGGUGUCUCAUAUUUCAUUGGUUUUUUACAUUCAGCGAUUCAUGUGGGUAUGUUAUUUAGAUUAACUUUCUGCAAGUCCAAUGUAAUACAUUACUUCUAUUGUGAAAUUUUACAACUGUUCAAAAUUUCUUGCACAGAUCCUACACUUAAUACACUUUUGGUUUUUAUCUUUUCGGCUUUUAUUCAAGUCUUAACAUUUAUGACCAUCAUGAUCUCUUACACCUGUGUUCUCUUUGCCAUCCUGAAAAAGAAGUCUGAAAAGGGCAGAAGCAAAGCCUUCUCCACUUGCAGUGCCCAUCUGCUCUCUGUUUCCUUAUUCUACGGCACUCUCUUCUUCAUGUAUGUGCGUCCUGGUUCAGGUCCUGCUAAAGAUCACGACAAAAUGUAUUCUUUAUUUUACACAAUAAUAAUACCUUUGCUAAAUCCUUUUAUUUACAGCCUGAGGAACAAAGAGGUUAUAGGUGCCUUGAGAAUAAUGAAGAAAUAA